UGGGAAUUGUAGUCCCAAAACAUCUGGAGGGCUGAGUUGGGGAUGCCUGAUAUAGAAGGUCCCAGUUUAGUUCUCAGUAUCUCCAGGCAUGGCUGGGAGACACCUUUGUCUGAAACCGUGGAGAGCCACUACCAGUCAGAGAAGAAAAUAGUGAGCUAGAUGGCUCAAUAGUUUGACUCAGUAUAAGGCAGGUUCCUAUUUUCCAAGACCCAGCCACCAUGGCUAAUAUUCAGGGGUAGUGGGAGUCCAACAAUACCUGGAAGACCGCAGGUUCCUCACCCUUGCUUUAAACCCAAACCUCAUUACUAGUUAGUUCUUAAGGUCUGCACCAAUCAUGUAUAAAGUGGAGAGUUUGUUUUGAAGAACAAAAGGAGCCAAAAGGAGUGAAGAGUGAGGUGCAAUCUCGUAACUGCUACUUAACUCUCUGCAGCCCCUCAUCCUAGGCACCUUUUUCAGCUACACUCUUCUUGUACUGUUGGGGAACAGGCUGUAGAGAGGUAAGCCAGACCUACGAGUUCUAGCCUAUCCCUCUGCACCAGGGGUCAGCCGUGGGCCGGUCCACCAUCCCUCAGACCAUGUGGUGGGCCCGACUAUAUUUUGGGGGGAGAAAUGAACAAAUUCCUAUGCCCCACAAAUGAGAGAUGCAUUUUAAAUAAAAGCACACAUUCUACUCAUGUAAAAAGACGCUGAUUCCCAGACUGUCCAGGGGCCGGAUUGAGAAGGCGAUUGGGCCGCAUCCGGCCCACGAGCCUUAGGUUGCCUACCCCUGCUCUGCACCAUAUACUCCUUUAUACACAAAACUGUUACUGUCAUGCAGGAUUUGAACUUUAGUGCCUAUUAAUGGUUAAAUAUUUAUAUAAGAAAUAUAUAACCUGGAAAAGAACAGUGAAAGUUCAGAAGCGUUUAUCUACUUGUAAUAAACCCCUUGAGUUAAAAAAGGAUAAGUAGGCUCUGUGAAAGUAAAGUGCAACAGAAAAUUAGUUAAGGAAAACUUGACCUGAAUAGCAGGUAUGUCUUUUGUUUCUUAAGAAUUGCUAUCACCCUUGCAUGAACCCGAGGGGGGAAGCUCUCUCUUUUAAGCUAACAGUUAAUGGGCUAUGAGCAGUGGUUAUUUUGUGCCCUUGGCAAGGCUUACUACUUGCACCCCACCCCCACCCCAAAUGCUAACUUCAAUUUUCAAAAACAGAUGUAUUGUAGAAAAAAUGAAAAGCACAAAACUUGAAACUGCUAUAUUUAUUUUAAAUUGCAAGAAUGAGUAAUAACAACAACCUUUGAUUAUCUUUCUCAAAUACAAAAGAAAGUGUUUUAGCAGACAAAUCAUUGUGAAUAACCUUGUGAAUUGCGGCAUUAAAAGUUAAGUCUCUUUAAAGUUUCAGUUUCAAGUACAUCAGAAUCUCACUUUGCUUGACUUUUCCUUUGCAGAUUUUGUCAUCAGUUCCUUCAGGUCAGGUGCUGAUGCCUGGGCAUGUUCAAUUAAUAUAAGUUUGAGCUUUGAGAAGCAGUGUACAGUAGUACCUCGGUUUAAGAACAGUACAGUUUACGAAGAUUCGGUUUACAAACUCCACAAAACCGGAAGUCGUGUUCUGGUUUGCUAACUUUACCGCGGUUUUCAAACGGAAACCAAAUGGUGGAAGGGCACCGGCGGCGGGAGGCCUCAUUAGGGAAAGUGCGCAUCGGUUUAAGUACAGAUUCGGUUUAAGAACAGACUUCAGGAACGGAUUAAGUUCAUAAACUGAGGUACCACUGUACAACAUUUGCCACUGACACUGGAAGUGUGAGAAGGAUCAAUGAUUUUUCCAAAUUCUUGCAGGCCUUAAGUAGAUCUUCAGUAGAUUUUUUUUGGUUGAUAUUGUAUAUAUCAUAUAAGAAACCAAAUAGAGAAUUAUUUUGUUGAAGCUGUAAGAAUCUCUGUAAGAAUACAAUAGAUUGUAUGCUAUGUCAAUUUCAACACCUUUAUUGGCAUAUAUAUAAAAUAUAAAAACAAAGACAAAACAUACAACACAUAUAGGUCAUUAUUAGUAUAAAUAGUGACUCUACAUCAUACAGAAAUAAUGGAGAGCAGGAGGAGGGAAAGGCACACAAGGGAUCCUCAGCUAUCGUUGUUGAAGGCUAGGUGUAUUGAUUUUAAUUACAUAAAUUCUGGACAAGUAGUGGGCCAUAAUUCUGGUAAUUUCGGGGAAGUCAUCCCUCAACAAGAGCUGGACCACUGUUUCCUUGUUGGGGAGGGUUCCAGGUCUCGUAAAGGAUAGAGGGGGGCCAAAAUCGAAAAAAUUGGAAAGGGGACAGUCCAGAAUCAUGUGAGCCAUAGAGUCUACCUCUUUCUGGCCACAAGGGCGUAAUCUAUUCCAGUAAGGGAUGCCUUUGAGUCUUCCGGAUAACACGGAGGAUGGGAAAGCAUUUAGGCGGGCCAACAUAAAUACUCUGCGAUAAAAAGGAGAUACCAGGUCAUAUAAAUAAUUAGGUAUCAAUCCUUGGUGCGGCGGCAGCCCCAGGAAGGAAGGCGAGCAUACUAGAGGUUGGGCAGGAUGAAGUUUCUGGAAUUCGAUAUCAAGCAGUCUCUGCUUAAUAAGAGUAAAGAUAUAUGAGUCCUCAUAUGUCAGGAGGGAGUCCACUGGAAGGCCUAGUUGCCUAAGUUUGUUGGAAAUAUUAGAAAACCAUAUAAAGCUGUGGCUGUCUUUCAGAAGAUAGGAUAUCAGGCUAUCUGGAUCGGUAUUAAAAUGAUUUUUUAGCCAAUAUUUAAGAGUAAUAAUCCAACCUCGUCUCAAGAAGGUGUUGGCCCAAUUCUGCACAGAUAGCCAGGUAUGGCACACAUUUUGGUACUCCAAGAAUUUGCCGAAAGAAGGAUGAUUGGACUCCUUCUACUUUGUUGUUAAAGCUGGAUAUCCAUAAGGGGAUCCCGUAUAGAAGCUGGGAGGCAGAUUUUGCCUUAUAGGCAAUAAUUGCUGCAGGUACAAAUUGAUUCCCACCAAGAAAGUGAAAACGCUUGAUUUGUGUAACCGAGCAUCUUGCUAAAUUAAUUGUUCUAUUGCGAUGGGUCGCCCAUUUUAAGUUAUAGUGAAAGAUGACACCCAAGUAUUUAUAUCAUUUAACUUGCUCCAUUUUUUGGGUUCCAAUCAACCAGUUGAAUUGACAGUAUGCUGUCUAUAGCUGGGCGAUAUUUUGAUAAAUUGUCUGAAACCAGUAUGAUGUUCAGAUUGUGAUACACGUUUCAGACUUUUUGAGCUGGCAAUACAUCGCGGCUGGCUUCCCAGCUGCCCACAGCACAGCACACCUCACUCCCAUCCGACUGCCUACCUGUGCUGUGCUGGCGGCAGCUGGGGAGCUGCAAUGUAUUGCCAGCUCAAAUUGCUUGCAGAUAGCAAAGGCGCAGGCAGACAGAGCCUGAGAAGGUGCUCGUCCGGAACCUUCUCUGGCUCAGUUUGCCUGCCUGCCUGCCUCCACCACCUCCUCUGCCCAGGUGGACUGCCUCUUUCUCCUGGUCAGUCACUCCUGGAGCGACCAUUGCUGCCCUUGGGCUUAUUCACCAGCAUCUCUGCAUGCUCCCUCUUGUGCCCCCCCCCCCACAGCAGGACAUUCUGACUAUGCAAUAAGAGGAAAUCCCAGAAGUGUCGGGUAUUUAAUCAUGUGGAAGAGAAGCAUUGUGUAUUGCAGGGACAGUCAGAGUACAGUUUGAGAGCUAUACAAUAAGAAUAUUUAUAGGGAGCUAGUUAUUUUGGGGGGGGAUGUGUAGCUGUUUUGUAUAUUUUAGAUCUUAUGAUUUAUGUGGAAAUACUUCAGUUUGGUUGUGUGUGUUUUAAUGUUUUAUUUAUUGUUUAUGACUACUUUUGUUAUGCUGCAAAGUGUAUUUUUUCAUGUUGUAAGCUGCCUUGAGCAUGGUUUGAGCUGUGGAAAAGCGACAUAAAACAAAAACUCUGUAUAUAUGGUGAUAAAUGUGUUAUUUUCAGUCUUCUUUUACCAAGAUUUAGCGAAGACAGUUAGUAUAAUACUGGUUCUUAACACAACUUAACUUUCUUAACACAAUUCAAGAAAUUAAAUAUAGGAUCUAAAUAAAUGCUUGUCUGAAACAUUUCACCAAUUGUUCCACCUCCUCUUCCAAUGUUUUAUUGCUUUUUUGCAUCUCUUCAAUAUUUAAGAGGAUAUGCUGCCAUAUGUGGAGAUACUAGGAUGUGUGAAAGAUAAGCUAAUGCCGCACAUGUGUGAGAAUGGAACAGCUGUGCAGAGAGGAAGGUUUUGGAUAUGUCUGUUUGAGAAAGAAUGGAAGUUCUUAACAGAGAGGGUUGGUGUAACUUGAAAGUUUGAGUUCUUCAUUUUGAAUAUGGAUUGGUCCUCUGACACAGUCUUAGUACUGCCUCUAUCCUUUCUAAUAGUACAGUGGACCCUUCAGAUAUGAACUUAUUUCGUUUUGGGGAUCUGUUCGCACCCCAAAAAUUACGUAAAUAGAGGCACGUUUCUGUGCACACGCAUCACGCAAUUGAGCGCUUCUGCGCAUGUGUGCGGCACGCAGAGUGCUUCUAUGCAUGCACGCACGGCGAAACCUGGACAUAAACACUUCCAGGGUUGCUGUGGCCGUAACCCGAAGAUUCUGUAUCCAGAGGAAUACAUAAGUAGAGGUAUGACUGUACCUGGUGGUCUGUCGCUAAUGCUUAAGAAAGCUUUAAUUGUGGCAGUAGUCACUGGUCUUGUUAUGAGCCUCUAUUGUUCUGGACCUUACUUGAUUGGCAAAAUGCAGGGAACUUUGGUUUGGCCUCUCUUUUGCCCAUGUGGUGUCUAACCCUGAGCACUUUGAUCUUGUCAUGACUGAUUGUGUGAUGUUUGAGCCAUGCGGCUCAGCAGAGAGAGCAGGAAACAACAAGCCAACCACAGAAGGGAGCGGAAGUGAAUCAGAUUUCUCAAGCAGCCUGAAAGUCUUGCAGAACAGUGUUAUAUUGUGAAGACCCAGGUGGCAAAGAAAGGAGGCCUUGAUAAUCUGCUUGUGAAGACUGGAGUGUUGUCAGACGAAAUGCAUUAAAAAUUGGAAAAUAAAUUAAUGGCAGUUUGUGAACUGCAGAGCUUUCGUAGGAAUGUCAAGGUGAACCAGAUUCCUGGGUUUUGCAGCUCAGGAUCAGACGUAUUGUUCCAAUGCAAGAGGCUGCAUUAGCUGUUUUUCCCCCCUUCCUAGGUAUCGUGAGGCGCCAACUUAAGCCAUAGCAGCAGGAUAGAAUUGGCCAACUCAAGGGAGUGAAGCUGCAGACCAUUGUGGGGGAAACGUAGAGUGAUGUUCCAAGCCAAGGGACCAGCCAGUACAGCCUCCGCUAAUGAGGCGAAGAGCAACUCAGGGGCAUCCAUCGUGCAGAGAUCCAAGUCUUUCAGCUUGAAGGCCCAGGUGAAGGAGACAUGCAGUGCCUGCCAGAAAACUGUUUAUCCCAUGGAGCGCCUCGUGGCCGAUAAAUUUGUCUUCCACAACAGCUGUUUCUGUUGCAAGCACUGCCACACCAAGCUCAGUUUGGGUAGCUAUGCAGCUCUACACGGGGAAUUCUUCUGUAAGCCACACUUCCAGCAGCUGUUCAAGAGCAAAGGCAACUAUGAUGAGGGCUUUGGGCGCAAGCAACACAAGCAACUCUGGCUGCAGAAAGAGGUGGAGAACGGGACCGAUACAGCAUGACGAAGCAGGCCCCAAUUUCCCCACUUUGAGAGCCUUGGUAUGGGGAUGAACUGAGCUGAUGGAAAGCAGUGGAGCUUGCAAGGGUUGCUGGGAGCAGGGAAAGCCAGGCAGAAAUAGAGUAUGGUUCCAGUGUUGUGGGAGCAAUGCUACCUGCGUAUCUGGGAACCCCAGACACUGUGCCCAUGGAGGGGUGAGAGUGGAGGAUCUUGAACAAAUCAUGUAAGAGCAGGCACACCAGGAUGCUGGUGGGGGACAGGGGUUGCAUGAAUGAAGCAACAGAUAUUGGGGCUUGUAUUUCCAGACUUCUUUAAUGUGAUUGCAUCUGUGAUAUAAGCUCCUGAGCAGGAGAGACCAAUGUUUACACCUUAUUUUGUACACCUUAUGGUGUACUACCAUGUGGCAUGCAAACUCUCCCCUCACUUGUCACACAUCUUGCAAACUCAGCUACAGAUCCCAUGAAACAGUCUAGAUUGGGGAAAUUGCCAGGUUACAAAUUCCUUUGCCAUAGAACCUUGGGCCAGAGAAACCUUUCCAACAGGCUUUAGUUAAUGCCUACUACAUCUUAUGUUUACAAUCCAAUCAAUCCCAUCCCAUCCAGUUAUGGAGCAGCAAAGGAGAAUGGCUCUAUUAAAAUAUCUGGUUGUCUGGAUAAACAGGAAUCCAACUUUUAAAGGAAAUUUUAUGAUGGGUCAGGGCACACAGUAAAUGCUGACUAUUAAUUUGGCCAAAAUGCAUUUCUACCUCUCCCUUUAUUUAAAACAUUCCCAGAUUAGCCUGUACUUCUUUUCCUGCUGAAGGACUGUUUGCUUCUGCUGCAGAGAUCACACUCAAAGAUAGUCCUGUGGGGAAAGAUAUGCAUGCUAAGAAAGCAUGGAAAGAGAACAUGCUGCUUUCCAGAGCAACCAGUUUUCUAUUGUGACAAAAGGGAGGGAGAAGCAAUCCUGGAGAAACAGAGGGCGAGUGUGGAGAUAGUGCAACAAUGACUGAAAUGUGCAUACCAAUAGAGUUUUGAACACAAAACAGGAAUUGGAUGGGAUUCCAAACCUUGCACCUUCAUUUUCAUCAGCUCGGUUCUGCCCAAACAUUUAGCCUUAAAUCCUGGGGAAGCAUUCAAUGUCUAUCUUUUAUAUUUGCCUUUUUCAGUGGUACGUGGUUAAGCUGAAGCACAAACUCGUGGUGUUGUGUCCAGAGUUGCGCUGUCUGCUGUCUUAUUUUUGUAAUAUAAGUUUUCUGAACCUUU
Messenger RNA from Zootoca vivipara (common lizard), 6881 nucleotides. RefSeq names its product LIM domain containing 2 (gene LIMD2). NCBI's taxonomy places the organism in Eukaryota, Metazoa, Chordata, Lepidosauria, Squamata, Lacertidae. The record is from RefSeq and is a predicted model, not a curated record.